Messenger RNA from Rhipicephalus sanguineus (brown dog tick), 1915 nucleotides. RefSeq names its product sodium-coupled monocarboxylate transporter 1. The transcript has 16 exons. Gene Ontology annotation, molecular function: symporter activity. Gene Ontology annotation, biological process: sodium ion transport; transmembrane transport. Bases 17 to 1915 code for a protein of 632 amino acids. Lineage: Eukaryota; Metazoa; Arthropoda; Arachnida; Ixodida; Ixodidae. Gene Ontology annotation, cellular component: membrane. The record is from RefSeq and is a predicted model, not a curated record.
AGCACACCUAGGCGUAAUGAAUUUCGGAGCACGCUUUGGAGUUUGGGACUACAGCAUUUUUUUCACCAUGCUUCUGGCCUCUUCGGCGAUCGGCAUUUACUACGCGUUUAAGGCCGCGAAGAAGCCGCAGGCGCCCAAAUCAAUGGGAGCCAUCCCAGUGGCUAUGUCGCUGAUCAGCACAUCUAUAUCUCCCGUGGCUAUGUUGGGUAUUCCAGCCGAGAUGUACUUCUACGGCCUCGGGUUUAUCAUGAUACAGUUGGGUCUGCUGUUCACCGUGCUAUUGACGAAUCACAUCUACAUGCCCAUGUUUUACAACCUCGACGUCACCAGCGCUUUCCAGUACCUCGAGCUUAGGUUCAAUCGGACGCUUCGCACCAUUUGUUCAGUGUCAUCAGCUUUGCAAAUGAUUGUGUACAUGUCUAUAGUGCUUUAUGGACCUGCGCUUGCACUGCAACAAGUGACCGGAGUAAAUCUGUGGCUGUCAGUGGUCUCUAUCGGCGUCGUCUGCACCUUCUACACGACAGUGGGUGGAAUAAAAGCGAUCGUCAUGGCCGACGUGUUCAUGAGCUUCAUAAAGUAUGCCUCCAUCAUACUGCUUGCAGUGAAAGGGACCAUAGACGUCGGUGGCUGGCACAGCGUCUACGAAAAAAACCUCGACUCUCAGAGAUUAUAUCUGUUCGAUUUUCGGCCGGACCCGACAGUUCGUCACUCAGUGUGGUCCCUGGUUAUCGGUGGCACAUUCCUGUGGCUCACCAUGUACGCCGUCAACCAAGGCUGGGUACAGCGCUACCUCAGCAUGCCCAACGUGGCCACAGUUAGGAGAGCCAUGUGGAUAAACUUGCUGGGAGUAAUUGGACUCCAGAGUGCGCUGUGCUACGUGGGACUGGUGAUAUUUACGCGCUACAAUGACUGCGACCCCAUCAGCACAAGGCAGGUUGCAGCGGCCGACCAAGUAAAUCCAUUUUUCGUCAUGGACAUCCUGGGGAGCUACCCAGGUGUGCCCGGGCUCAUCGUGUCUGGAAUAUUCAGCGGAGGACUGAGCGGCGUAUCUGCAAGCCUCAGCUCCUUGGCGACAACGACCCUUCAGGAUAUCGUAAAGACAUACAUCAAGCCGGACCUUGGGGAUAGGGCUGCUGGCAUCUUACUGAAAGUUCUUACCGUAGUGUUCGGAGUCAUCGUCGUUGCCAUGGUGUAUGUGGCCCAGCAGAUGGGGGACGUCCUACAGUCGGCACUCUCCAUCCUUGGCAUCGUCGGUGGCCCUCUCGUCGGCGUCUACAGCCUCGGCAUCUUCGUCCCCUUCGCCAAUUCCAUUGGAGCUAUCACGGGCUUGGUGGCCGGCGUAACGACCCUGUCCUGGAUCAGCGUGGGCGCCUACCUGCGGAGGCCGUUUCACUGGCGACCACCGGUCUCGGUCAACGGUUGUGUCCCACUGUACCUUAAUGCAACAGGCCUUGAACAGCCGGUUAUUCCCUCUGUCAACAUCGACGCGCACAAUUCUCAGAUUGAGUACAUCUACCGCUUGUCCUACCUGUGGUACAGUUUUCUUGGUGCAUUUAUCGUGCUCGUCCUGGGAUCCUUCAUUAGCCUUCUGACAGUUCGAUGGUCCAAGCCGGUUGAAGAGCGUCUCCUGAUUAGGAUCACCUGCAAAUGUUUUUCAAGAAGGGGUACACAGCAAGAUGCCAAGUCACCUUCUGUGGACAAUGAGAUUUCACAUGGCAUUGGUCCUUUCUUCGUGGAGCCAAUUGUCACGGAUUCAUCCCAACAUAACUUGGCAGGACUUGCUACCAGCAGCAAAUCGCCAGUAACACUGUUGACAACGAGCAAGAAGCAGAAGCCACUGGAAGAACUAGCCUUCCGGACAUUGAAUGGCACAGUGCAAAAUAAGGUUUCUAAUGUAAGUCCACCUGAGCAUUAA